Molecule: messenger RNA, 3846 nt
Organism: Closterium sp. NIES-67
Lineage: Eukaryota; Viridiplantae; Streptophyta; Zygnematophyceae; Desmidiales; Closteriaceae
Source: the annotation of a GenBank genome assembly
CAGCAGGAAUGCGCUCCUACCAGCAGUACGACUUUCUGGGCUGGCGGUAAAUUCAAGGAGCUUCAAAUUAGUACCUUGGGAAUUGGUCACUGCCUUCUCUUUCCAUAGUUGCUGAUCUUGCCAACAUUGAAUCCCUCACAGCAGAUCGGCGACAAUGGGUAGAAAACUGUGGUGCCUUUUCGUGAUCGCGCUCCUACUAUGUGCGUCUAUCCAUGGCGCCGAUGCGAAGAAGAAGAAGAAGGUAGUGGUGGAGGAGGAGGAGGCAGCCGAUGAGGGAAAGACCGUCGCAGAGCAGAGCGAAGAGGGUGACGCAGAGGAGAAAACGACCACUAAGUCCUCUACAGCAGACUCCGAGGCUUCAGAAGAUGAAGAGGUAGAGCCGCCGGCGAAAUCCUCCAAGUCUUUGAAGAAACCCAGCAAGGUCGCUAAGAAGGCGGAGGAGGACGAGGGGGAGGAAAAGGAGGAAUCGGCGGACGCCGACGAAGCCGAUGCCGCUCCUGCGAAAAAGGCGAAGGCUGCGAAGAAAGCGAGCGAUGACGAAGAGGAGGAAGCGGACGCUGCGCCGGCAGCUAAGAAGAAUGCUGUAGGGGAAGACGAGGACGCUUCUGCGGAUAAGGAAGACGAGGAGGAGGCUCCUGCAACGAAGAAAAAGUCAGCAGCAGCAGAUAAGGACAAGGACGAGGAAGGUGGGGACGACGAAGCAGCUGAAGAGGAUAAGCCUAGCAAGAGCGCAGUAGCUAAAGCCAGCGCUAAGGAAGAGGAAUCGGGGGAUGAGGAAGAAGCCGCGAGCGAGAAAGUCACGGCGACUAAAGCCGAUGACGACGAGUCCGCUGAUGCGAAGGUUGACAAGGCGGAGACUAAGGCCGGCCAGGUAGCUGUUUCUAAGGAGCCGCCUCAGCAGUCGUCGGCGACGGAGUCGCCUAAGGUUCCGGCUACUGCGUGGAAGUCGAAGAAUCAGACGCGCGACGACAUCGAUCCACAAGGUGCAUGCAAGCGGGACAUCAAGCUCCACUGCCAGGGCAUUUCGCCCGGCGAGGCUCAGCUAUCGCUCUGCCUCGUCUUCCACAUCAAGAACGAGAAGGCCGGCAACGAAGUCGCCACCAUUGCUGUGUCCAAGAAGUGCAGAGCGGAGAUUCGCCAAUUCCGAUCGGACAUGUACAGAGACCUCUCCAUGGACAAGGCCAUGGCAACGGCGUGCAAGGCGGACAUCACCAAGUUCUGCGACGACGACUUCCUCUAUCCGGAGCCUGGCAACAUCAUCGCAUGCCUCAGGGAGGUGAAGCAGGUGGAGAAGCUGCAGGACGCGUGUCUGGCGGAGGUGCUGCGGCACCAGAUGGAGGCGGCGGACGACUUCGUCAUGGACCCGCAGCUGCGCGAGCUCUGCAGCGGCGAGGCGGACCGCCUCUGCAAGGGCGUGGAGCCGGGCGAAGGCCGCGUGCAGAACUGCCUGAGGGAGCACCGCACGAAGCUGGCGUGGGAUUGCCAGGCAGAGCUGUUUAGGCAGGAGGUGGAGAACGCCGACGAUAUCCGCCUCAAUGUCAGGCUCUUCCAGGCCUGCCUGAACGACCAGCGCAAGUUCUGUGCGGAUGUCAAGUAUGGCGACGCGCGUGUGAAGGACUGCCUGGAGGACCAUCGCCUGGACGCCGAGUUCUCCCCUGGCUGCAAGACGGAGUUUGAGAAGAUGAUGGCUCGGAGGGCCACCGACUUCAGGCUGGAUUCCCGCCUCCGCAAGUACUGCAAGGCGGACAUUGCUGAGAUCUGCUACCCCGACGCAGAGGACAUAUCAGAUGUCGCCAACUACGACGCCAAGGUGAUCCAGUGCCUGCAGGACUACCGCGACGAGCUCAAAGACCCCAAGUGCAAGGCGCAGGUGCACAAGCUCACUGAGAGGGAGAUCGACAUCCGCUUCAACAAGCCCCUCGCCGACGCCUGCCAAGCUGACCGCACGACGGUGUGCAAGGAUGCACCGGACGGGCAGGCGUCAGUGUUCAUGUGUCUGCAGGACCACAUGGCGCAGCUCAAGGAGGCCUGCCGCAACUCUGUCUUCGAGCAGCUGGUGCGCAUGGCGGAGGACAUCGACUUCAAGUUCCCCAUGAAGAAGGCGUGCCAGAGCGAGCUCAACAAGUUCUGCAAGGAGGUGCCCCACGGCCAUGCGUCGCGCAUCAAGUGCCUGCAGGAUCGCAUUGACGACGCGGACUUUGGCGAGGCGUGCCGCAAGGAGGUGCAAUCAGACCUCGUGCGAUCGGCUCAAGACUACCGCCUGAACUACCGCCUGCACAAGGCGUGUCUCCCCGACAUCCAGAAGCAGUGCAUGCACGCAUGCGACGCAGCCUCCGCCAACGGCACAGCCACGUGCGGCGGCAUGGUGCUCAAGUGCCUGCAGGAGAAGAAAGACAAGCUCGAAUCCCCCUCGUGCGCCAAGGAGGUGGAGUCCUUCAGCCUGAUCGAGGCCAAGGACCCGCUGUCCUUCGACGUGCCGCUGCAGACUGCGUGCAAGCCCGACCUCAUCAAGCUGUGCCCGGACGUGAGCCGCGACCACGCGCGCACGCUCUCGUGCCUGAGGACCAAGCGGGAGAAGCUGUCCACCCCGUGCCGUGAGGAGGAGAUGCGCUUUAGCAUCAUGGAGGCGUCGGACAUUCGCCUCACACCGUCCCUCAUGAACGCCUGUGGCCAAGAGCUCCAGAGCCUGUGUCGCGACGCGCCCCCCACGGAGGGCCAGGCGUUCAAGUGUCUGCAGGAGCACCUGGAGGACGUGGGCAUGGGCGCGGCGUGCAAGGGCGAGGUCAACCUGCAGGAGGCGCGCCACGCCUCCAACUACCGCCUGGACGUGCGAGUCCGCACGGAGUGCGAGGAGGACGUGACCAAGUACUGCAACGGCGUGGACGCCGGGCAGGAGGGGCAUGCGCUGGUGUUGAAGUGCAUGGUCGGGAGCUUCAAGAGCCUCUCCUCCUCCUGCCAGUCCGAGGUGUCCUAUGCAGUGCGCAUGGCCCUCUUCCAGUACCACAAGGGCGCGGAGCUCACCCAGCCGUGUGACCAGGCAGUGGAGGAGCUCUGCAACACUGGCACGGCCGCCAGCACGCCCGUGAAGGAGAUCAACGGUGCGGUGAUCGGCGUGUAUGGGCAGUGCCUCGUCUCGCAGAAGAGGAACAGGCUGCCUGAGGACUGCCGCACGCUGGUGAAGCUGGUGGCCAAGGAAGGCGCGUAUGUGGGCGGCACGAUCGACCAGAACAAGCUGGAAGAGACACUCGCCAAACUGAAAGAGCUGCAGGAGGCGGCAGCGACAACAGCAGGCGGGGGUGGGAUGGUGGUGCGCCACGACACCGGGCUCGUCAUUUCCGGGUGGCUCGCAGCUGCUGCUCUGGCCGCUGUGGUGGUUGUCUCGAUCGCCAUUGGCUGUGCUGUUUACUACAAGUACUUCAGCCCAACACGCAACUACACCCUUGUGGUUAAGUCCGCUCCUGGUGCCACUGGGGUGUAGGUACUUCCGAGGCGCAUCCAUACCCAUAGCUCUGGUUUACAAACGCCCAUGGCCAUGCCGUUUACCACAAGUAUUUCAGCCCCACAUCCAUUGCAAGGUACCCUGGUGGUCCAGUCUGCUCCUGGUGCUGUUGGGGGGAGUUUGAGGUGCAUUGAAAGCAUCUGCUAUGAAGUAAAAUAGUAUUUUAGUCAGGUGCACAACAUACUACUAAGUGCUGAGCUGAUAGGUGCUGUAUUGUAGUUCAGUCUGCUCCCCAAUGUGAAGACCUCCUCAAAGCCCUCUGAAAGGGAAGAGAAUGCUGCUUGUGUUUGUUGUGUUUUCACUAACACUUAUUAUGGAGUGUAGCUUCUGUUCAUGUCAAUGCAUUC